AUGACGGCUGCUGGGGGCAAUUCCACCCGCAAGGCGAUCGAUGGCGAGCUGUUCGAGAGAUUCAGCCUCGUGUGCUGCGAGGAUGGUGACUGCCGUGAUGAGCUGGAUGCCCUGGGCAUUGGAUCUGAGCCCCCUGCAUUCACAGCUUUUGCCCCGCCAGCGAACGUCCUGCCCACCUCGCUGGACAGUGUGCUGGUAGCUUCCUUCGAGGUGCCCCAGCAGACCGCGUCGUUGUUUACACCGGCUCUUGAACUUGACUACAAUCACGAGCACGAUGUUGUGAAAUAUAUUGUGGACGUGGUGAAGCUGAGGGGCUAA
Diaporthe citri is the source of this 318-nucleotide messenger RNA. RefSeq lists its product as uncharacterized. The transcript has 2 exons. NCBI's taxonomy places the organism in Eukaryota, Fungi, Ascomycota, Sordariomycetes, Diaporthales, Diaporthaceae. The record is from RefSeq and is a predicted model, not a curated record. Bases 1 to 318 code for a protein of 105 amino acids.